AUGGGCUCCAAACAAAACGAUGAAUUAUUUCCAGAUGAAAAUAAUAAAUUGGUUGUAAAUUAUAAUAGCGCCCCUAACAACUCCGACAGUAGCGUAGUUACAAAUAGUACUGGUAACAGCGCCAUUACAUAUACUUCCAGUGACGCUAUACCAAUACGCAAAAAAAAUGAAUAUGCAAGAUCCAUAAAUUCCUUUUCAUCCAUUUUAUCCGAUCAAACUUCACCCAACUUAUAUUGGGCACCGUCAUCAUUUAGUUCGAUGACUUCUUUUGAUCACCUUUUUUCAAACUCCAAGAGGGCUUCUACUUCGGGUUUAAGCCUCUUCGGGAUGAAUAGCGUCCCUAAUUUGGAUCCGGUGACUCAGGAGACGUUAUUAAAGGAGAAGGUUAAGAAAGCAAGUGCAGACAUGGAAUUAUUUAUGCGUCAAUUGUAUAAUGAUUCCUCACUGGGGAUGUAUCACAUGAGCGAACAUAUUCGGAAAAGGGUGCCACUUAUAGUCGAAGAAAAGAGAGGAUUAAUAGCCCUAUCAAAAGAAUUGGACGUUGAGAUAUCCGAUAUAAAAGAUUCCCAUGAAAUUGUAGAGUCGAUUCCUAAGAUUCAGGCAUUUAAUAAUAUCAGCGAGAUGCUAAAAAAUACCAUUGGAAUAUUGGAGGAAGUCAAGGGUAAGGAUAAAAGGUGGAGAUUUUGGGAGGAUUUCAGUGUCUGA
Messenger RNA from Acaulospora morrowiae, 705 nucleotides. NCBI's taxonomy places the organism in Eukaryota, Fungi, Glomeromycota, Glomeromycetes, Diversisporales, Acaulosporaceae. The record is from the annotation of a GenBank genome assembly.